AUGGCACAAAAGGGCCAACUCAGCGACGAUGAGAAAUUCCUCUUUGUGGACAAAAACUUCAUCAACAGCCCAGUGGCCCAGGCUGACUGGGUGGCCAAGAAGCUGGUGUGGGUCCCUUCCGAAAAGCAGGGCUUCGAGGCCGCCAGCAUCAAGGAGGAGAAGGGCGAUGAGGUGGUGGUGGAGCUGGUGGAGAACGGCAAGAAGGUCACAGUCGGCAAGGACGACAUCCAGAAGAUGAACCCGCCCAAGUUCUCCAAGGUGGAGGACAUGGCAGAGCUGACGUGCCUCAAUGAGGCCUCGGUGCUGCACAACCUGAGGGAGAGGUACUUCUCGGGCCUCAUCUAUACCUACUCCGGCCUCUUCUGCGUGGUGGUCAACCCCUACAAGCACCUGCCCAUCUACUCGGAGAAGAUCGUGGACAUGUACAAGGGCAAGAAGAGGCACGAGAUGCCGCCCCACAUCUACGCCAUCGCCGACACGGCCUACAGGAGCAUGCUGCAGGAUCGCGAGGACCAGUCUAUUCUGUGCACAGGUGAGUCUGGAGCCGGCAAAACAGAAAACACCAAGAAGGUCAUCCAGUACCUGGCUGUGGUGGCCUCGUCACACAAGGGCAAGAAGGACACCAGCAUCACGCAAGGCCCAUCUUUUGCCUACGGAGAGCUGGAAAAACAGCUUCUACAAGCAAACCCCAUUCUGGAGGCUUUCGGCAAUGCCAAAACAGUGAAGAACGAUAACUCCUCUCGAUUCGGCAAGUUCAUCCGCAUCAAUUUCGACGUCACCGGCUACAUCGUGGGAGCCAACAUCGAGACGUAUCUUCUAGAGAAGUCUCGGGCAAUUCGCCAAGCCAGAGAGGAAAGGACCUUCCACAUAUUUUACUAUCUGAUUGCAGGAGCCAAGGAGAAGAUGAAAAAUGACCUGCUUCUGGAAGGCUUCAACAACUACACAUUUCUCUCCAACGGCUUUGUGCCCAUCCCAGCCGCUCAGGACGAUGAGAUGUUCCAGGAGACACUGGAGGCCAUGUCCAUCAUGGGCUUCAGUGAGGAGGAGCAGCUGGCCAUACUGAAAGUGGUGUCCUCCGUCCUCCAGCUGGGAAAUAUCGUCUUCAAGAAGGAAAGAAACACAGACCAGGCAUCCAUGCCAGAUAACACAGCUGCUCAGAAAGUUUGCCACCUUGUGGGGAUUAAUGUGACAGAUUUUACCAGAGCCAUCCUCACCCCACGUAUCAAAGUUGGACGGGAUGUGGUACAGAAAGCUCAGACGAAGGAACAGGCUGACUUUGCUAUCGAGGCUUUGGCCAAGGCCACCUACGAGCGCCUUUUCCGCUGGAUACUCAGUCGAGUCAACAAAGCCCUGGACAAGACCCAUCGGCAAGGGGCUUCCUUCCUGGGCAUCCUGGACAUUGCUGGAUUUGAGAUCUUUGAGGUGAACUCCUUCGAGCAGCUGUGCAUCAACUACACCAACGAGAAGCUGCAGCAGCUGUUCAACCACACCAUGUUCAUCCUGGAGCAGGAGGAGUACCAGCGCGAGGGCAUCGAGUGGAACUUCAUCGACUUCGGCCUCGACCUGCAGCCCUGCAUCGAGCUCAUCGAGCGCCCGAACAACCCUCCUGGUGUGCUGGCCUUGCUGGAUGAGGAGUGCUGGUUCCCCAAAGCCACUGACAAGUCUUUUGUGGAAAAGCUGUGCUCAGAGCAGGGCAACCACCCCAAGUUCCAGAAGCCCAAGCAGCUCAAGGACAAAACUGAGUUUUCCAUCAUCCACUAUGCGGGGAAGGUGGACUACAAUGCAAGUGCCUGGCUGACCAAGAACAUGGACCCGCUGAACGACAAUGUGACCUCGCUCCUCAACGCCUCCUCAGACAAGUUCGUGGCUGACCUGUGGAAAGACGUGGACCGGAUCGUGGGGCUGGACCAGAUGGCCAAGAUGACUGAGAGCUCCAUGCCCAGUGCCUCCAAGACGAAGAAGGGCAUGUUCCGCACGGUGGGGCAGCUGUACAAGGAGCAGCUGGGCAAGCUGAUGACCACACUGCGCAAUACCACACCCAACUUUGUGCGCUGCAUCAUCCCCAACCACGAGAAGAGGUCUGGCAAGCUGGAUGCCUUCUUGGUGCUGGAGCAGCUGCGGUGCAAUGGAGUGUUGGAGGGCAUCCGCAUCUGCCGCCAGGGCUUCCCCAACAGGAUUGUCUUCCAAGAGUUCCGCCAGCGCUACGAGAUCCUGGCGGCGAACGCUAUUCCCAAAGGCUUCAUGGAUGGGAAGCAGGCCUGCAUCCUCAUGAUCAAAGCCCUAGAACUCGACCCCAACUUGUACAGGAUUGGACAGAGCAAAAUCUUCUUCCGCACUGGGGUCCUGGCUCACCUGGAAGAGGAGCGAGACUUGAAGAUCACUGAUGUCAUCAUGGCUUUCCAGGCCAUGUGUCGUGGAUACCUGGCCAGAAAGGCCUUCACCAAGAGGCAGCAGCAGCUGACAGCCAUGAAGGUGAUUCAGAGGAACUGCGCCGCCUACCUCAAGCUGCGCAACUGGCAGUGGUGGCGGCUCUUCACCAAAGUGAAGCCGCUGCUGCAGGUGACCCGGCAGGAGGAGGAGAUGCAGGCCAAGGAGGACGAGCUGCAGAAGACCAAGGAGCGGCAGAUGAAGGCAGAGAGCGAGCUCAAGGAGCUGGAGCAGAAGCACACUCAGCUGGCCGAGGAGAAGAACCUGCUGCAGGAGCAGCUGCAGGCAGAGACCGAGCUGUAUGCGGAGGCCGAAGAGAUGCGGGUCCGGCUGGCAGCCAAGAAGCAGGAACUGGAGGAGAUCCUGCAUGAGAUGGAGGCACGCCUGGAGGAGGAGGAGGACCGGGGCCAACAGCUACAGGCCGAGCGGAAGAAGAUGGCCCAGCAGAUGCUGGACCUAGAGGAACAGCUGGAGGAGGAGGAAGCUGCCAGACAGAAGCUGCAGCUGGAGAAGGUCACGGCCGAGGCCAAGAUCAAGAAACUGGAGGAUGACAUCCUGGUCAUGGAUGAUCAGAAUAACAAACUGUCAAAAGAGCGAAAACUCCUCGAAGAGAGGAUUAGUGACUUGACGACAAAUUUAGCAGAAGAGGAAGAAAAAGCCAAGAAUCUGACCAAGCUGAAAAAUAAGCACGAGUCCAUGAUUUCAGAACUGGAAGUACGGUUGAAGAAGGAAGAGAAGAGCCGGCAGGAGCUGGAGAAGCUGAAGCGGAAGCUGGAAGGUGACGCCAGUGACUUCCACGAACAGAUUGCAGACCUCCAGGCGCAGAUCGCAGAGCUCAAGAUGCAGCUGGCGAAGAAGGAGGAGGAGCUCCAGGCAGCUCUGGCAAGGCUGGAUGAUGAAAUGGCCCAGAAGAACAAUGCCCUGAAGAAGAUCCGGGAGCUGGAGGGCCACAUCUCAGACCUCCAGGAGGACCUGGACUCCGAGCGGGCCGCGAGGAACAAGGCCGAGAAGCAGAAGCGAGACCUUGGGGAGGAGCUGGAGGCGCUGAAGACGGAGCUGGAGGACACACUGGACACCACAGCCACACAGCAGGAGCUCAGGGCCAAGAGGGAGCAGGAGGUGACCGUGCUGAAGAAGGCGCUGGAUGAGGAGACGCGCUCCCACGAGGCCCAGGUGCAGGAGAUGAGGCAGAAACACACGCAGGCGGUGGAGGAGCUCACGGAGCAGCUGGAGCAGUUCAAGAGGGCCAAGGCGAACCUGGACAAGAGCAAGCAGACGCUGGAGAAGGAGAACGCAGAGCUGGCUGGGGAGCUGCGAGUCCUCGGCCAGGCGAAACAGGAGGUAGAGCACAAGAAGAAGAAGCUGGAGGUGCAGCUGCAGGAGCUGCAGUCCAAGUGCAGUGAUGGAGAGCGAGCCCGGGCCGAGCUCAACGACAAGGUCCACAAGCUGCAGAACGAAGUGGAGAGCGUCACAGGCAUGCUCAACGAGGCGGAGGGCAAGGCCAUUAAACUGGCCAAGGAUGUGGCGUCCCUUGGGUCCCAGCUCCAGGACACCCAGGAGCUGCUUCAGGAAGAAACCCGGCAGAAGCUAAACGUGUCCACCAAGCUGCGCCAGCUAGAGGAUGAGCGGAACAGCCUACAGGACCAACUGGAUGAGGAGAUGGAGGCUAAGCAGAACCUGGAGCGCCACAUCUCCACCCUCAACAUCCAGCUCUCCGACUCGAAGAAGAAACUACAGGACUUGGCUGGCACCGUGGAAGCCAUGGAGGAAGGAAAGAAAAGGUUCCAAAAGGAAAUCGAGGGUCUUACCCAGCAGUAUGAGGAGAAGGCAGCUGCUUAUGACAAACUGGAAAAGACCAAGAACAGGCUUCAGCAGGAGCUAGAUGACCUGGUCGUCGAUUUGGACAACCAGCGGCAACUGGUGUCCAACCUGGAGAAGAAGCAGAAGAAGUUUGAUCAGUUAUUGGCCGAGGAGAAGAACAUCUCUUCCAAAUACGCGGAUGAGAGGGACCGAGCUGAAGCAGAAGCCAGGGAGAAGGAAACCAAGGCCUUGUCCCUGGCCAGGGCUCUCGAGGAGGCCCUGGAAGCCAAGGAGGAGCUCGAGAGGACAAACAAAAUGCUCAAGGCCGAGAUGGAAGACCUGGUCAGCUCUAAGGACGAUGUGGGCAAGAACGUGCAUGAGCUGGAGAAGUCUAAGCGGGCCCUGGAGACCCAGAUGGAAGAGAUGAAGACGCAGCUGGAAGAGUUGGAGGACGAGCUGCAGGCCACCGAAGAUGCCAAGCUGCGGCUGGAGGUCAACAUGCAGGCGCUCAAGGGCCAGUUUGAGCGGGAUCUCCAAGCCCGGGACGAGCAGAACGAGGAGAAGAGGCGGCAGCUGCAGCGGCAGCUUCACGAGUAUGAGACGGAACUGGAGGAUGAGCGAAAGCAGCGCGCCCUGGCGGCGGCAGCCAAGAAGAAGCUGGAAGGGGACCUGAAAGAUCUGGAGCUUCAGGCUGACUCCGCCAUCAAGGGGAGGGAGGAAGCCAUCAAGCAGCUCCGAAAACUGCAGGCUCAGAUGAAGGACUUCCAGAGAGAGCUGGAAGAUGCCCGCGCCUCCAGAGACGAGAUCUUUGCCACUGCCAAGGAGAAUGAGAAGAAAGCCAAGAGCCUGGAGGCCGACCUCAUGCAGCUCCAGGAGGAUCUCGCAGCAGCUGAGAGGGCACGCAAGCAGGCCGACCUGGAGAAGGAGGAGCUGGCUGAGGAGCUGGCCAGCAGCUUGUCCGGAAGGAACACACUGCAAGACGAGAAACGCCGCCUGGAGGCCCGGAUUGCUCAGCUGGAGGAGGAGCUGGAGGAAGAACAGGGCAACAUGGAGGCCAUGAGCGACCGGGUCCGCAAGGCCACACAGCAGGCUGAGCAGCUCGGCAACGAGCUGGCGACAGAGCGCAGCACGGCCCAGAAAAACGAGAGUGCACGACAGCAGCUGGAGAGGCAGAACAAGGAGCUCCGCAGCAAGCUGCAGGAGAUGGAGGGGGCAGUGAAGUCCAAGUUCAAGUCCACCAUCGCAGCGCUCGAGGCCAAGAUUGCACAGUUGGAAGAGCAGGUGGAGCAGGAGGCCAGAGAUAAACAGGCAGCUGCCAAGUCGCUGAAGCAGAAGGACAAGAAGCUGAAGGAGGCCUUGCUGCAGGUGGAGGACGAGCGCAAGAUGGCCGAGCAGUACAAGGAGCAGGCGGAGAAAGGAAACACCAGAGUCAAGCAGCUCAAGAGGCAGCUGGAGGAGGCCGAGGAGGAGUCCCAGCGCAUCAAUGCCAACCGCAGGAAGCUGCAGCGGGAGCUGGAUGAGGCCACAGAGAGCAAUGAGGCCAUGGGCCGCGAGGUGACCGCGCUCAAGAGCAAGCUCAGGCUGCUUCCUGCUCUGGCACUAGUGUGGUGCACCAAGGUGGGCCAGGACCAGACCUGGCUGCAGCCCCUGGCCUCACCUUCCAUCUCCCGUAACAUGUGAGGAGAAGACAGAGCCCUGACUCCGGAAACCUUCACCGCAUCCUCCGUCACGACCAGCCCCCUUUUCUGAACAUUCGGUAUUCCUUCUUUCUGGACCUCCGUGUCACUGCCAUUUGGGGCCGGAUGCUCCUUUGCGGGAGGGCCCAGCUUGUGCAUGGCUGGGAAUGGGAGAAUAAAAGCAUCUCCUGAGGAUGCAGAUAGGCCCUGGGGUACCAUGGCCCUUGCCGAGGCUCUGCCCUCACUGCUGAGCUGUUGCCUGUCCCACCCCUGAGGGCGGCAGCCCCGCUCCUGCUGCACAGGCUGCUUCUUCCUCAGCCUGUCUGCCCUGUUUGGCUCCCCGAAGGUUCUGGCUCUAGGCUUCCCAUCUCUCCCAGGCCACUGGCUCUUCUGAUCUCAUCAUCCCAGUGGCCUUCAGCCUCCUGUCCCUUACCUUCUGCAUGAUCUCACCACUCCCUCAGGCUGACAUGUGACCUGUAGGCCCUCAUGAUUCCGCCAUCCACAACCCCCUCUCUGGCUGUGUCUUCCUGGGGCCUUUGCCCCACUGAUGAUCUCUUCCUUUCACAGCCCCCACAGACCCCGGGCUCAGCUUCAGGCCCCCAGCACCCGGGUCCCUGUCACGCUUCACCAGACUGGGUUGAAACAUAGGCCACACUAAAUCCCACCUUCAUCUGCUCCGCAGCACAAAGGAGCAUGAGAAAAGCAGACCACUGGCGCCACACCCACAUUACUGCCUGACGGGCCUCACCCUACAACCUCCCUCCUCAGUCUCCUACGAGACUGAAGUUAAACCUCACUUCUGGUUUAACUGCAAAGCAGAACUGAUCGUGAAAUUCCUCCCACUUCCCCAUCGACCUGUCCUGACAUCUCUGCUCAUUUCCUCUCCUUGCCAGCACUGAUGCUGUCCCCUGCCUUACUUGCUCAGGUGGCUGCUUCGAGUCCCCCUCUGACACAUUUUCCCUCUGGCUGUUAUUCCAGCAGCAAGAAACACCUCUCACCUCUCCUCCCCACCAACUGCAGGAGCAAAGGUGCUGGAGGCUGCACUCGCUGCCUAGGGCCUCGCCGUGGCUGCAUCCACUCCUCACCUGACUGCAGCAGCGGGGGUGACAGGUGCAGCCCCUCACUCCAUGUCCACCUUCUUCCCUGGGCUUCCCAGGCCCCUCCGCACUUACUGGCUCUCUCCAUCUAAAACCCACCUGGCACUCUGCUUCUCCCGCCUCUCUCCUCACUCCCUUCAGCCAGUCUUCUGGCUUUAGAAUUCCGUGUUUGGCGAAUAAGCUUAUCUCUUAGCCGAUGCCUUCCCAGGACCUCAGCCUCACCUGAUCUUCCCACCUGGGUAUCCAGAGGCAGCUCAUGCCUCACACGCCCCAGACCCCCAGUUGCAGUGCCUCACUUCCCACCACCCAGCUCGGACUACAAACCUAGGGUCAUUCUGUUUUUCUCCCUCCCUGGCAACCCACAUCUAGUCUGUUGGAAAAUUGCUCAACUGCCCCUUCAAAACAGUACACUUCGGGAAUCCCAUUUCCUGAUCCUUUGGUCAGAGCCACCGUCCCCCUCAUCCUGAUUACGUUCACAGUCUCUUCAUGGGCCUCCAGCUUCCACGCUGCCUCUUGCAAUCUGGUGUCAACCAAACCCCAAAAGGGAUCCUAUUUAAUGCUUUCUUCACUCAGAGCCAAAGCUACAUCUUUACGGUGUUUCAUUUCUGUUCACUGCCUUGACUAUUACCCUUCCCGUCUUCACACACUGCCUCAGCCGCGAGACUCUUCCCCCAGCUCCCUCUUUCCACCCGCCUUCAGUCCUUACUCGGAAGUCGCCCAGUCUAAAAUGUCUGAGCUCAGUCCCUGACUCCCUCUCUCCCUUACAUUCGCCAUGUCACCUGCUGAUUAUUUUAUCUCACGGUCUGUCUCCCUCUCGGCCUGCAGCUCCCAUGAGCACAGAGGGGUUUGUGUGUCCAUCCCCGCUGUCUAGGUCAGCACUGGACACACAGGAAACCUUCAGUCGCUGAGCACAGAGGACUCACUCAUUCUCUCACCACCUUUGUCAGCUGCGUUGGCCCCUUACUGCCUGCCAUCCACUUAAUAAGUAAAACUUUCCACUCCUAUUUUUAAGCCAGUGCCGCUUAUAUUAAAAGGUCACGAUGCAGUUAAAUACUACAGUGACUUUAAAGCAAUAUUGAGCCAUGUGUGGUGGCGCACACCUGCAGUCCUAGCACUUGGGAGGCUGAGGC
Molecule: messenger RNA, 8130 nt
Organism: Fukomys damarensis (Damara mole-rat)
Lineage: Eukaryota; Metazoa; Chordata; Mammalia; Rodentia; Bathyergidae
Gene: Myh11
Product: myosin heavy chain 11
Exons: 41
Coding region: 1-5907 (1968 amino acids)
Cellular component (GO): myosin complex
Molecular function (GO): cytoskeletal motor activity; actin filament binding; ATP binding
Source: RefSeq, a predicted model, not a curated record